Molecule: messenger RNA, 3448 nt
Organism: Durio zibethinus
Lineage: Eukaryota; Viridiplantae; Streptophyta; Magnoliopsida; Malvales; Malvaceae
Product: histidine--tRNA ligase, cytoplasmic-like
Biological process (GO): mitochondrial translation; histidyl-tRNA aminoacylation
Cellular component (GO): cytosol; mitochondrion
Molecular function (GO): ATP binding; RNA binding; histidine-tRNA ligase activity
Source: RefSeq, a predicted model, not a curated record
UUUAUAAAAAAAAAAAAAAAAUAUCCACCGGAAUCCAAUUCCCAAAAUCCAAAUUAAACGCUAGCAGCGGGCUUCCUCUCUCCUAACUUACAUCAAGCUCUCCAUUUUUGUCGCUAUUAACUCUACUUUCUCAAAAUAAAGUUUACUUUCAACGUAUUUAUAAAAAAAAUAUAUAUAUAUAUAUAUAUAUUCCACCGGAAUCCAAUUCCCAAAAUCCAAAUUAAACGCUAACAGCGGGCUUCCUCUCUCCUAACUGCUCUCAAUUUUUGUCGCUAUUUACUCUACUUUCUCAAAAUAAAGUUUACUUUCAACGUAUUUAUAAAAAAAAAAAAAUUCCACCGGAAUCCAAUUCCCAAAAUCCAAAUUAAACGCUAACAGCGGGCUUCCUCUCUCCUAACUUACAUCAAGCUCUCCAUUUUUGUCGCUAUUCACUCUACUUUCUCAAAAUAAAGUUUACUUUCAACGUAUUUAUAAAAAAAAAAUAUAUAUAUUCCACCGGAAUCCAAUUCCCAAAAUCCAAAUUAAACGCUAACAGCGGGCUUCCUCUCUCCUAACUUACAUCAAGCUCUCCAUUUUGGUCGCUAUUUCACUCUACUUUCUCAAAACCCCAUAGGCAGGGGCGUAAACCUAGGCGGAUUCGCCAUGUCAUCGUUACUCGAAACAUGCAAGCUUUUAGACCAAAGCUCCUCGGCUCUAUCCACCAUCGCCGUUGCAGUUGCCGCCCUCUCCUGCGAGGCCGCGAGGGCCAACUUAUCAGCCUUCGACUUAAGCGAUUCCGGGGAUGGGUCCGUCGCCAAAGACGACAUCGGAGUCGCUAGCGACAUCAAAGUUUUACUCAACGGCUCCAAAUUGGUAGCAAGUUCUAACAACGGAGAUGGUAAAGUUAACAUUAAUUCGUUUUCUAAGAUUCCUGUCUUUAAUGGAAAUGUGAGGGAAGCGGUUAAGAGUUUGCAUUCUGUUAUUGGGGUGGUUACGAAUUGGGAUGAGAAGUUCGGGGGGAAAGUUUUACAUUUGGGGUUUGAGUUAAGGAAUCUUGGGGAGAGUAGUUUGGAAAGAGUGAGAUUGAAUUUGGGUUCAGUUGGGUUCGAGGGUGUAAAGGACAUUUUUGAAAAGGAUUGUUUAAGUGAGGAAAGUUUGAGAAAUGGGAUAAAACUGGCUGUGGAAGCAGGGCUGGAGAAAGAUUACGUAAAGUUGGUGAAGGAGGUGGAUUUGAUUUUGGGGAUUGUGUGGAAAAUUGUUGCCUGGGAGGCUGUCACCGCAUUUUUUGUUCUUGAAGGAGCGGAGGUUUUGAAUGAGAAGAGUGGUGGAAAAGGAGGAGAGGCUGAUGGAGGGAAUGUAAAAGCAGAAAGGAAGAGGAAGAAGAAGGUUUUUUUGGGUAAGGGAACUAGUGUUAUUGUGGAGGUGCUUAAGGAUAGGGUGAUGAGUAAAGGAGAGGGGUUAGAGAAAGUAGUGGAGGAGCUAUUAUCAUUUUUGGAUCCGAAAAGUCCGGAGUUCGAUGGUUUUUUGAAGAAGGUGAAGGAGGUUUUGGAGAGCAAUGAAAGUAGAAGAAUCCCCAAGACUCCUAAGGGUACUCGUGAUUUUGCUAAAGUGCAAAUGGCGAUAAGAAAGAAAGCAUUUUCUGUUAUAACAAAGGUUUUCGAGAGGCAUUGUGCCACAGCCCUGGAUACUCCUGCUUUUGAAUUGAAGGAGACCCUUACUGGUAAAUAUGGGGAGGAUUCGAAGUUGAUCUAUGAUCUUGCAGAUCAGGGUGGAGAGCUUUGUUCUCUAAGAUAUGACUUAACUGUUCCAUUUUCUCGGUAUGUGGCCAUGAACGGUCUCACAUCAUUUAAAAGAUACCACAUAGAUAAGGUUUGGAGAAGGGAUAACCCGUCUAAAGGGAGAUAUCGAGAAUUUUAUCAAUGUGAUUUUGAUAUUGCUGGCCAAUAUGAAAAGAUGGGACCAGACUUUGAGGUUGUUAGAAUUUUGUCUGAAGUACUCAACGGACUAAAUAUUGGCGACUAUGAGAUAAAAUUGAAUCACCGUAAGUUGCUUGAUGGAGUGCUGGAAAUCUGUGGUGUGCCACCAGCAAAAUUUAGAACUAUUUGUUCAAGUAUUGACAAGCUAGAUAAACAACCCUUUGAGCAAGUUAAAAAGGAAAUGGUGGAAGAAAAAGGGUUAUCUGUUGAGACAGCAGAUAAAAUUGGAACUUUUGUGAAGAUAAGAGGACCUCCUUUAGAAUUAUUAUCAAAGAUUAUGGGAGGAAUUGAGGGUAGUGAGCUUCUUAAACACGAUGCCUCCAAAGAAGCAUUAGGUGACUUGUCAGUUUUAUUUGAAGCUCUGGAUAAAUCAAGGUGCAUAGACAAAGUGGUUUUUGAUUUGAGUCUUGCCAGAGGUCUUGACUACUAUACUGGAGUCAUAUUUGAAGCUGCUUUCAAAGGAGGAGUACAGGUUGGUUCAAUUGGUGCUGGUGGACGUUACGACAAUCUGAUAGGAAAUUUUGGCACAAAGCAGGUUCCAGCUGUUGGUAUGAGUCUUGGGAUUGAGCGAGUAUUGACUAUAAUGGAAGAGAAAGCACAGAACCAGACAGUCCGAGCCACAGAAACCCAAGUAUUGGUGGCUGUUCUGGGUGAUAAACUCUCUGUAGCUGCAGAGCUGGUUAGUGAGCUUUGGGAUGUAGAUAUUAAAGCAGAAUACAAGGUCCAUAAAAAGAUGAUGAAGCACAUUGAAUAUGCUAUAGACUCAAAGAUUCCAUGGAUGAUUAUUGUGGGUGAGCGAGAGCUGAAUGAAGGGAUUGUGAAGUUGAAGAACAUUGAGACCACCAAUGAGGAAGUGAUUCCUAGAAAUAAACUUGUUGAGGAACUACAGCAGCGGUUGAACCCAUGAAAAGUCUCCCUCCUUUCCGAUCUAACACGUAAAAUUUUCUUAAUGUUUUUAUUUCUGAACAUACAUAUACUUUAGGAGUUAUGGCAAAUGAAUAUGUUGUGGGGAAUAUGGUCUUAAUUUUAUGUGAAAGUGAGAAAAGGUUCCAUGAUUUUACCAUAUAGAGGCUGUUUGGUUCGGCCCAUCAUGGAUGCUUUCUGAAAAUAGUAUCCUUUCUUCAAACCCUCAUAAUGAAGCAAAUCUCGUUUUGGUGUAAGAAAUAUGAAAGUUUGUUCUAGUUGAAAUAAUUAAUGUGGUUGUAUUGGUGGUUCAGUAAUCUACUGCUUGAGGCUAAAAGCUAUUUAUAGUUGAUAGCAACAAUGAUGUCAUUGCUUACUUGUUAUGUUCUCCUUCCUACUUUCUUAUGAAACGUCAGAAUGGUCAAUUGUAAAAAGCUAUCAAAAUGGCAUGAAAUUUCACAUUUGGGAUUUUCAAAUGCAACAUGGAAGGCUGCAAACCCAGUUCGUUGCUUCCUUACGUUUUUCCUUGCAGACCAAAGUAUAAAUUGUCUCCUAUGUUAUCCUGUUUUAGUUUUUUUUUUUUUUUUUCC